This is a messenger RNA of Galleria mellonella (greater wax moth), 1729 nucleotides long. Its product is annotated as glutathione hydrolase 6-like. The coding region runs from base 267 to 1655 and encodes 462 amino acids. The record is from RefSeq and is a predicted model, not a curated record. Gene Ontology annotation, molecular function: glutathione gamma-glutamate hydrolase. Gene Ontology annotation, biological process: glutathione catabolic process. NCBI's taxonomy places the organism in Eukaryota, Metazoa, Arthropoda, Insecta, Lepidoptera, Pyralidae. The transcript is spliced from 10 exons. Gene Ontology annotation, cellular component: plasma membrane.
CCCGCGCCCCGCGACUCCCGCCGCGCCCGCUCGUCUUUCGCCUCCAACAACAGUUAUACUCACGAUAUUCAAGCGGUACACUUGCUGUGUCUUCUAUUUUGUGAUACAAUAUACAGUCAGUUUUAUAAAACAAUUUGUGAUAUUAAUGUGGACACAACUACUUGACGAUUCAAACAACAUCGCUGUCUCUACGUAGAGGCGAACGUUGACAUUCGUAAAACACUACGUUGAAUAUUUCAGCCAAUGGGCAAACCAUAACUCGGAACAUGCACUCCAGCUCCGCACCGGUGCGCGACGCGCGCGACAGCCCCGACUCCCAGCCGACAGGCGUGGUGGAGCUGCGCGAGGACGUGCCGCUGAAAGCGAGCACGCUGGGCGGCAGCUCGGCGCGGUGCUGCGCCGGCGGACCCAGGUUCAUCCUCGCGUGCUUCGCCGCGCUCUCCGCCGCCAUCACGCUCGCGCUCCUCACACAGAUAUACUACGGCGACUACGAGGCGGAGGUGGUGCCGCACGGCAGCGUGUCGUCGUCGGCGGCGGCGUGCUCGCGCGCGGGCACGGACGCGCUGCUGGCGGGCGGCCGCGCGCUCGACGCCGCGCUCGCCGCCGCGCUCUGCCUCGCCGUCGUCGCGCCGCACCGCACCUCGCUCGACGCGAGCGGGUCGCUGCUGUACUGGGAGUACCGGCAGGCGCGCUCGCAGCCGCCGCUGCUGGCGGAGUGGGGCGGGGCGGGGCGGCGGGCGGCGGGGGCGGGGGCGGGGGAGGCGCCGCGGGCCGUGGCCGCGCUGGCGGCGCUGCACGCGCGGCUCGGCGCGCUGCCCUGGUCGCGCCUGCUGCAGCCCGCCAUAGACCUCGCCAGAGACGGCUUUCCGGUGUCGGAGGGGUUGACGAGCGUGGAAACGACGACGCCUGAGUCGCGGCCCGGCGCCAUUCGCCGCGACCCGGCGCUCGCACGCUACCUCCAGUCUCUGCAGCGCAACACCAGCGCUGAGCUGGCGGCGGCGUGGGGCGGCGCGGCGCGCGAGGCGCAGGCGCGGCCGGUGCGCGGCGCGGGCUGGCGCGCGCUGCUGCCGCGCGCCGGGCCCGCCGCCGCGCUGCGCGCCGCGCUCGCCGCGCCCGCCGGCGACACCGACCUAGUGAUUAACGAAUUGCAACGAUACGCCGAGGCGUCCAACGGCACGUGGCCGCCGAGCAGCGUCGCCACGGGACUCGCCGUCGUCGACCGGCUCGACACUUACGUUGCGCUCGUCACCGGAUUAUCGACUCCUUUCGGCUCGGGCCCACCGACCGCGGAGGGCUGGAUUCGCGACGAACCUUCUGAAUCUCUGGACUUGGCGCCGGCGAUUAUCACGGAAGAUUUCGUUUGUGGCACGCGGUACGUAGUGGGCGCGGAGUCGUGGGCGGCGCUGGCGCAGGCGGCGGCGGCGCUGGUGCACGGCGGCGCGCCGGGCGGCGUGGAGCGCGCGCGCCUGGCGCUGCAGCCACGCGGCGGCGGCGCGCUGGCCGGCGAGGCGGCGCGGCCCGCGCCCGCCGCCGGCGCCGCGCCGCCCUACAACGCCACGCCGCCCUACGCCGCCGUCAACGUCGUGCAGCAGCGCGGCGACGCGCUGCUCUCGCACGCCGACAGCCGCGGCGGCGGGCUCGCCUCGCGCUUCUGACACCCGCCCCCUAGCACCCCCUUCACUUAUUGUUUGUACUUAAUUUAUUGAAUAAAAAAUACUUUACAGAUCGA